UCACUCUCUCGUGCACACACGCGCUCAGCGCUCUGCAAAACACACCAUGCGUACCUGUCCGGAGUUAUUCUUACUUCCCAUCUUGGAUUUUUCGGACGCAUCUGGCUGAAAAAAAAAAAAGAAUUAAAAAAAAAAAAAAAAAAAAAGAGACACCGACGCUCCCGAGGAUACUCCAACCUGCUGGCUUUGAAUUUCUUUAUUGUUUGAUUGAACGUGGAAAGCUGAUCGCAAAGAGGGGUUUACUACAACAAAGCCUUUGCCAUGACGGUGGACCUGUGAGGUCAAGAAGCUCCCAAGCAAACCUUUGAACUUUUGUGCUCGGUGAACCGCAAUCAUUGUCCAACCAUGAGGAGGUGCUCUCACGUUCUGCCUCUCGCUGUGCUCGCUGCUCUGCUGCUGUCUCAGGUCUGCUCUGGCAUCAAAUGGCUAGCAAUAUCACAUACACCCAAGACCUUACACAUCAACCAGACCCAACACUGUAAGCUGUUGCCCGGCCUGGUGUCCUCCCAAGCUCAACUGUGCCGCAGCAACAUGGAACUCAUGCAAACCAUCAUCCAAGCAGCCCGGGAAGUCAAGAAAACGUGUCAAAAGACCUUUGCUGACAUGCGCUGGAACUGCUCCUCCAUAGAGCGUCCCAGCGAUUCCUCCAAGUAUCGUCCAGACCUUGACCGAGGAACAAGGGAGUCUGCAUUUGUCUAUGCCCUUUCCGCUGCCACCAUUAGCCACACCAUCGCAAGGGCGUGCACCACUGGAGAUCUGCGCCUGUGCUCAUGCGGUCCGAUUCCAGCUGAGAUCCCGGAGCCCGGCUAUCGCUGGGGGGGCUGCGCUGACAACCUCCAUUACGGGUUGGUUAUGGGUUCCAAAUUUGCGGAUGCUCCCAUGAAGAUGAAACGUGCAGGCUCCCAUGCCAACAAACUCAUGCACCUACACAACAGUGAAGUUGGCAGACAGGCAUUGAGGGAGGGGGUGGUAAUGAAGUGUAAGUGUCAUGGCGUAUCCGGCUCGUGCUCCAUAAGGACUUGCUGGAGAGGCCUUCAGGACCUGAGAGAGAUCGCCAUGGACCUGAAGACGAAGUACUUGUCGGCUACCAAGGUGGUUCACAGACCCAUGGGGACACGCAAGCAACUGGUGCCCAAAGACAUUGACAUCAGGCCUGUGAGGGAGAAUGAGCUGGUCUACCUGCAGAGUUCCCCAGACUUCUGCACCAAGAAUGACAAACUGGGUUCAGUCGGCACACAGGACAGGCAGUGUAACAAAACUUCAGCUGGCAGUGACAGCUGUGACUUGAUGUGCUGCGGCCGUGGCUACAACCCGUAUACGGAGAAGCUCGCGGAACGCUGCCAUUGCAAGUACCACUGGUGCUGCUACGUAACCUGCAAGAAGUGCGAGCGGAUUGUGGAGCGAUACGUCUGCAAAUGAGUCCGUCGCCUGUACCGAGCCGCAGAUGAACCGAAGCGCUACAAUACCCAGAAGGCAAACCUUUGUCUUCAACUUUAGCAUGUGUAUUUCACCAUGACGUGGUGUAUCCUUGUGUCAUUAUUACUUUAGUAAAGAUUUUCCAAACUGCCAGUUGGGUUUCUACUGGACAUGGAAAGUGACGACAGUUUAUGCGAAGACAGCCGUCCUCCUGGGUAGUUUCCUUUUCCUGUUAAUGACCAUGAAUUCUCCCAGCGUGGAUAAGGAAGGUCUAUUUUAUUAUUGCGCUAAUAAAAAGUAAUAACAUUGGAUCUUAAAGCUGGAGGAGAAGGGUGAUGUCGUAUCUCCCCCUAGACAGAAAUCUGUGGACUUGUGGGAAUUUUUAUUUUAAAAAUUUUUUUUUUUUUUUAGGUACAGUUGAUACUUUUUUUCCUUCUGCAUCAACGGACACCAGAGGAAAAGCAAAUAAAGGGAACGUAGAGUACUUUUUCAAACACAGACUAUUUUGGACUUUGGACCCGCACAUUCGUCGUGUGUGUAUCUUCAACAUGACUUUUUUCAUUGUGGACUGAAAGAAAGGGAAAAAGUACUUGCAGAUUAAUCAUCCUUUACAUCUUGACAUGCAGUGACUUCAAAAUAUAUUCUAUUAUCAAGAGCAUUAUGAACUCAUGGAUUUUCUAAACCACUUAUG
Phycodurus eques (leafy seadragon) is the source of this 2107-nucleotide messenger RNA. It is a transcript of the gene wnt11, whose product is annotated as wingless-type MMTV integration site family, member 11. Gene Ontology annotation, cellular component: extracellular region. Gene Ontology annotation, molecular function: cytokine activity; frizzled binding. Bases 346 to 1419 code for a protein of 357 amino acids. NCBI's taxonomy places the organism in Eukaryota, Metazoa, Chordata, Actinopteri, Syngnathiformes, Syngnathidae. Gene Ontology annotation, biological process: cell fate commitment; canonical Wnt signaling pathway; multicellular organism development. The record is from RefSeq and is a predicted model, not a curated record. The transcript is spliced from 6 exons.